Molecule: messenger RNA, 2354 nt
Organism: Xenopus tropicalis (tropical clawed frog)
Lineage: Eukaryota; Metazoa; Chordata; Amphibia; Anura; Pipidae
Gene: gstcd
Product: glutathione S-transferase, C-terminal domain containing
Exons: 12
Coding region: 143-1984 (613 amino acids)
Cellular component (GO): cytoplasm
Source: RefSeq, a predicted model, not a curated record
CGACUCUCCGUUGCACUUUGGGUUUUUAACUUUUUUUUACCCCGACCUUAAUAAUAAUAAUAAUAAAAAAAAAAUCAGUCACCAUCAGGCACGAGAGAACAGCAGGAUAAAGGAUCGCAGCAUAAGACAUUAAGAACUGAUUAUGGAAGAACAACUUUACCUAGAUGCUGAAGGCCCAGUUUUACCUCUUCAUACCUCCAUUGCACUCUUUUUGAUGUCUUACUGUGACUGCAAAACAUGGAAAAUUUACCUUGUGCUGCCAGACAGUAGUACAGACAAUCUGUCCGAAAAUAUCUUGUUACCAAGAAACCUAGAGGCCGAGACCAUCUGCAAAUGGGAUCUCCCGCCGCUGGUUAGGAGCUGCCGUUUGCCUGCAGUUGUGGAGGCCUCUGGGACAUUCUGUAGAGCUGGGUUGGCUGUAGUACUUAGACAUAUCAUUCACAAAGCACACAUAAGUGAACCCUUCAGAAAUGAUAUAGUUGAGCUGCUGGGUUUUAAAAAGACUUGUUUAAAGGCUUGUGCAGAAGUAAGUCAGUGGACAAGACUUUGUGAAAUCAGCAUUCCCCGGGCGAUUGAGAGUUUUCUGAAGAAACCUUCAGCCAACAUCCCAACAGAAGUGCUGCAGUUUGAAAAGAAGCUAGGAGAGCCAGUCAAAGUACAUAAUGAUGACAAAAUCCGAAGGCAAAAAUUACAGCAGCAAAUGACCGCUAAUAAAAAUGAUGUAGCAGACUCUAAGAGUAAAGCAGCAGAGGCCAUGCCAUGCAUCAAUAUCAUCCCCAAUCAGACUAGCCUGGAACUAGGAGCUGCUCUGUCUAAAUUAACAGUGCAAGGAGCAUUGUCUUGUGCCACAAGAGAGCCCUCUCACAUCAGAAAAGCCAAGAACUCUGAUCUCCCUCCCCUUGAACAUGUCUUUGCCGAGGGCCUCUACUUUACUCUCACAGAUGUUGUCCUGCUGCCAUGCAUUCAUGCUUUCUUGGUUGCUCUCAGUAAGGUGGCAGAAGAGAAAUACACCCAAAUUCCCCUUAUUGCUGGUUGGUAUAGAAGGGUACAGCAGGUACCUGGUGUGAGGUGGGCUGCAAGCAUGUGUAGCAUAACAUUUCUAGAUAUUCUUUGUGAGAAUGCAAAGCCGCAAGAACAGCCUUCAAAUCUCCACUCAGAAACUGAAGAAAAGGAAAUACAAGACAGUCACUUUGUAGGUGGGCCAAGACCAACAAUGACAAAACUGAAGGAAUUUGGCAUUGAAGCAAUAUUUUCUUCUCACCCAUGCCCUUCUUGGACUAUUGACUGGAAAAGCCUACCUGCAGCUGCAAGUCCCGCAGAAGGGAAAAUGUCUAGCGAGCGCGCUGUGAGGAAGCAGCAGCAACUGAACAAUCUGUUAUCGGUGGUGACUAAUAUAGCCAAACCUGGAGAUACUAUUGUGGAUUUCUGCAGUGGAGGGGGCCAUGUAGGAAUUGUCUUGGCUCAUAAGCUGCCAUCAUGCCAGGUGAUUCUUAUAGAGAAUAAAGAAGAAUCUCUCUUACGUGCAAAAGACAGAUGCUAUGAACUCGGACUGACCAAUAUAUGGUUCAUUCAAGCUAACCUUGAUUAUUUUACUGGGAGUUUUACUAUUGGGGUUGCUCUUCAUGCCUGCGGGGUAGCAACAGACAUGGUGAUGGAGCACUGCAUCAAAGCUAGAGCUGCUUUUGUCGUCAGCCCAUGCUGUUAUGGAUUCAUACAAAAUACUGUCAAAACCAGAUUUCCCCGAAGUUGUCGGUUCCAGGAGGCUUUGACAUAUAAGGAGCACAUGAUUCUCUGUAGAUUUGCUGAUCAGACCGCAGUGCAGUUGACAGCAGAGCGGAGACAAAUAGGAAAGCAGUGCAUGGGUUUAGUUGAUCUGGAUCGAGCUUGGGCAGCUGAGCAGAGUGAAUACAAAGUGCAGGUCAUCACUAUGGAACCUGAAAGCUGCUCACCAAAGAAUAACAUGAUAGUGGGAUCUCCCAUAUAACCCUUGUUAUCUACAUCUAUUGUGAAACAUGUAAACCGAACUUGAUGUAUAGUGAAAGGACAUGAAAUAUCCCCCCUGGCUCCAGAGCUUUGCACAAAUCCAUCAUGUGGAUGUAAAUAUUCCAACUCGCCAGCAAGAUGGUUUGUAUAUAGAAAUAAUAUAAGAAGCGAGGUGCUUGCCAAGUCCUAUCCAAUAAGUUGGUUUGUUUUAACUUUUUCUAAUGUCCAUAUAUGUGUAGAAAUGUCGGCAGGGUUUUGUUAUGCAGUAAUACACAUUCUGGAAAGCACAAGAUUUAUACAGCCUUGUUCACCAGGUCUAAUGUAAGGCUUGGCAAAUAUGACCUUUGAUAAUUAAAUUUAUUUUGUUCGUA